AUGUAUUCUACUCAAGAACAAACCAUUACAACUCCACAAGAUUAUCCUACAAGUGAUGAUUUUUACAUUCAUUUUCAUUUGAUCAAUGUAAAUUGGCCUUCUCAAAUUAAUGUUACAAACUCAAUCGAUGAUUUUACAACUACCGUUAAUCAAAACUUUUGGAUUUCUACUAACAACCUAUGCAGCAAUAAUCGCACAACAAUUGUGAAUGAAGAUGGAAAUAUCUCUUUAUACGAAUCUUUUUCCUGUCUGCCUAUUCCACAUCCUAUAUUAGAAACAAUUAUUCCGGCCAUUGGUGGUGCUGUUAGGCAAAUGGUAGAAGAAAAUGUGGAAGGUCGUGAUGUUUUAGAGAUGCAUGUGAUGCUCCGUUUGACCACAUGGCCUAUUCAAGUGGAUAAUGUUAUGUCUCAAGAAUGUCAUCCACAUGUCUGUGCAGCAUCUCAACUUGUUUUGGAUCGAUUAGAGGAAGUUACAAA
Messenger RNA from Lathyrus oleraceus (garden pea), 476 nucleotides. RefSeq lists its product as uncharacterized. The record is from RefSeq and is a predicted model, not a curated record. NCBI's taxonomy places the organism in Eukaryota, Viridiplantae, Streptophyta, Magnoliopsida, Fabales, Fabaceae. The transcript has a single exon. The annotation marks the transcript as partial.